GGCUGAAAUACUGCCGAUGUGACUUUAAAUAUUAACUCACUCACUCACUACAACAUUUCCAUGCAGUCCUAGAGUGGACCUAAACUGACCAGGGCCCCGUUCCACAAAGCGAUCAUAACUACAAUCAAUCUUAGAGACUUACGUCGAUUCUAAAAUUGUCUUAGCCAGAGUUUACAACCGUUCCACAAAGCGAUCUUAGGGUGAUUGUAACUUUACAAGCUCUUAAGUAGCCGAUCUUAACAAAGAUCGGAAUCUUCAGCCAUAAAGAUAGGAAUUUUCCCUUGGAGUGGCCUCCCUUGGUCAUGUUUAGCAGACGACGCAUUUCCUUGCACACCAUAAUAAAAGUCGCCAUCUUUGUUGUUAUGGUACAAUAUUUAAGAUCGAUUUUAGCAAUCCUAAGUUGGUCCGGGGCAACUUAGCAUUUUGAUCUUAACUUACAACUCUCUUAGUUAAGAUUGCUUUGUGGAACGGGCGGCUGAUCGUAACAAAAAUUUAUGAUCGCAUACUUAGUAAGUUACAAUCAACUUAGCCCUAAGAUCGCUUUGUGGAACGGGGCCCUGGAAGUUUUGAAAACAUGCAACAUUGUACCUCGCGUCAGCAAAGUGGGUUUUUUGUGCAGUGCAAUUUGGUCAUCUUGUCAAAGUUGAUCCUCCAAUACAAUGAUGAUUCUGACACAAUUAAGACAGCAGAUAUUUUACAAGGUAGACACAAUGUUAUGGAUAACAACAAUUGUGUCUACCUUGUCAUCCGUCAACUUCUAAGUAAUUCCUAACAAACAAAUUAGGAGAUAUUUUCCUUUCAAUUAUUAAUCAGAUGCUCCAUGGUAUUGCAUACACAAUUUUUGUUUGCCAUACUAUCCAUACAAUCACUGUUAAGGACUUUCUAGACUCAGAUUUGCCUCAGUUACCGUCCUAAUGAGGAAUGUUUCGAUAAAUCAUUUCUUAGUGCAUUCUGCAAUUACUUCAAUCGUUACAUAACAAAGCGAUCUCUUUGUAGCAAUCAUAUUGAUCAUGACUGACAGCAGUGGUAUCUCCACUACGUCUCACGCCACAUGCAUUUAAUGUUAAUGUGACCCGUGUCUGCCUCCAAACAUGUAGUUCUUUCUGACUCCUUUUGUGUACCGUAGCUGGGCAGGAUAGGAAGACCAUCCGUUUACUUGGCUUGUAUUACAUGAACGUCUUUGAAAAUGCAGAUGGAUAUUAGCUACUUCAGGACACUUUUCUUGAUUGUUAGUAUUUCAAUAGCAUCUAGUUUGGAAGAAUCUCAUUUUAAAAAGACCACCAGUGGAGUUCCAGCCGUUUUAGACAACUCCCAACAUCUCCAGGUCCAGAAAGUGUUUGGACUAACGACAUGUGCCAGUCUGUGUUUGCGCACGUCAUGCCACGAGUUCCAGUAUUCUGACACAAGCCGCACGUGCAUCACACGACACUCAGAGCCAAUAUCUGACAGCGUCCUUAACCCAGGCAGCGGAUUGUUUGACAUCUUCAACGACAACGAGCAAGAGCCUAAGACAUGUUUAGAGAUCAGGAAAAACAAUCCAGGAGCUCAGAGUGGAGAGUACAAGAUCAUUCCCUCGGCUCCUCAGUUUAAGGGUGUGUCAGUGAAGGUCUACUGCUUGAUGAAUGACACACAUCAGCUGGAGUAUAUAACACUGCCAAAUAGGAACAUUGGAAACUUUCCCAAAAGGUCGAACGGUGGUUGUAGAAAUGAACAGCCUUAUUUAGGAGCUGGUGGUGUUGGUAAAGACGGAGUAACAGAGUAUCAGAGGAUCAGAGUAAAGCCAUCGCUUUAA
Molecule: messenger RNA, 1792 nt
Organism: Haliotis rufescens (red abalone)
Lineage: Eukaryota; Metazoa; Mollusca; Gastropoda; Lepetellida; Haliotidae
Exons: 3
Coding region: 1187-1792 (201 amino acids)
Source: RefSeq, a predicted model, not a curated record